UAACACCUCAGCUCCUCUUUGCCUUCUCAUCCACUUUCAUUCCAAACUUACCAACAUAUCUCUCUCUCUCUCUCUCUCUCUCUCUCUCUAAACAGCAAUAUAACAUUCCAACACCCGCAUUUGUUUCAUCUCAAACAAACCAAUACACUCAAAAAUAUGUACACGGAGGUUUCUCACAUUCCCACGGCGUCGCCGGUGCAGAGGUCCCCGUGGCACUCGCCGGUGCCGUACCUAUUCGGCGGCCUAGCUGCCAUGCUGGGCCUCAUCGCAUUCGCGCUCUUGAUCCUCGCUUGCUCCUACUGGAAGCUCUCGGGCUACCUCGAAAACAACAGCGGUGACGGAAACUCCGGUGACAGAGACCUCGAGCUCGGCGAAGCGAAUUCUGACGAGAAGCCGAAAUUACCCCCGGUGGUGGAGGAGAAAUUCUUGGUGAUAAUGGCUGGACAGGAGAAACCCACGUUUAUUGCGACUCCGAUUUCGAGCAGAGCUUCGUCUUUCGGAAGUAAUUGUUCGAGUUGUGGUGGUGGUAGCAGUAGCAGUAGUAGUAGCAGUGAGAUGAGUGAGAAAACAGAGGAUGGAGAAGAUGGGAAGGAGAAGUUGAAACAGGGGAGUGGGCUGGAUCAGGUACAAGUAGGGAACACGGAGAACCAUGAGGCAUCUGAUCAGAUCCCUUGAUUUGAUUUGAUUAGCUUCAUCUUCUUCUUCUGUUCUUCUUCUUUUUUUUUUGGCCACCUGAUUUUUAUGAUUAUGAUUUGAGAUGAUGAGAGUUUGCAUGUUAGAUUCAUGUGGGCUGAGUGGCAGGGGAAGAAAAUUCGACAUCCUUUCUCCUUCUUCGAUUUUCUUUUCUUUGUGGAUUAUCCGGGAAUGUAAAUACCAUUUUGGACAAGGAAUUAAAUGGAAGAGUUGAGCUGUUUCUCUUCU
This is a messenger RNA of Rhododendron vialii, 921 nucleotides long. Its product is annotated as protein GLUTAMINE DUMPER 3-like. The record is from RefSeq and is a predicted model, not a curated record. Gene Ontology annotation, biological process: regulation of amino acid export. The transcript has a single exon. The coding region runs from base 157 to 675 and encodes 172 amino acids. Lineage: Eukaryota; Viridiplantae; Streptophyta; Magnoliopsida; Ericales; Ericaceae.